AUGGCUCACAGCACGACGACAAGUACCCUGCCUAACAGCAGCGCCAGCAUCACCGCGGCCGACGGAGCGACGUCUGAGUCUCUCGCCGCUGCUCUCUUUGCAUUGGACGACCUCCCUUCGCCGCUCGCUUCGCUCCACACCACGCUCCCGCCGCCGCCGGCUGCGCCGGGUUCUCAGCGUUCUCUCCCCGAGGAGCACAGAGGCCGCUUCGGCUGGUCCCCAGUCGGCCCUCGCGGGUUUCCCGAGGAGGGGUUCGUCCUGCACGCCGAACCUCGCGCCGAGCCGUUGAACGAGCCUCUUGCCGAGCCUCAGAUGACCGUUGUGGGCGGAACGGAGCCGGCUGGUGAAGCGGCCGCGCCUGCGGGGCUGGGAUUGCUGACAGGGCUGACAGGGCCUGCUGAAGCUGCCGCAGCUGUGAUGCAAGGAGCGGGCGGUGAGAUGGGAGCAGGCAGCGAGGACGAGAGGCGGCAGCUGUUGGCCUUACUGCUAGCGCUGAAGCAAGUGGAGGAGCAGCAGGAGCAGCAGGCGCAGCAGCAGACGCAGCAGAAGGCGAGGCAGAACGCACGGAAGCGACAGAGGCGGCAGAGGGUGAUGGGAGGUCAAGGGGUGUCGGGAAACCCUCAGUCGCCGCAAGUGCAGCAGCAGGAGCAGCAGCAGCCUGAGCAGCCGGAGCAGGAAGGAAGGAAUGAGGAGCACCGGUUCUCGGCUGGCUCGCCUUUUCUCGCGGGAGCAAGUCCUGAGCUCCACGGUAUAGGUGUAAUGGGACGCAUGGACGGGCGGGGAGGGGAGAGGAGCGGCAGUGGUGGCAGCAGUGGUGGUGGCAGCGGUAUCGCCAGUGGUAUUGGCAACGGUGUUCGGAACGACCCAGAUUUUUCACUGCGUGGUGUUGGGAACGACGUCGAUUUUUCACUGCGUGGUGUUGACAAGAACCUCACCAGUGCUCUGAGUAAUGAGAUUCGUUUUAACGCAAUGCGUGCGCAUGGCAUCAACAGUGGCGUUUUCAGCGGCGCUGCUGCGAACGUUGCGGGAGCGAACGUUGGCGACGGUGGGAGGAAGAGGAGAAGCCCCGAGGCCCUGGAUGACGGCGCUACAGCUGCUCUCCAGUGGCAGCAUGGCAUGCAGACCCCCGCCGCCUGCUACAGCCGCAGUGUGCUCGGGCAUAUGAACCAGAGCGGUGUGCUGGAUGGCAUGCUCUUAAAGGAUGCAGACGCAGCGGCAGUGGGGGCAGCGGCAGUGGGGGCAGCACCGGCACACCCCACUUUGUCUCCUCUUCACAGCAGCAUGGCGGAGGCAGCAGGGCAGCACAUGCACCUCCUGUUCCAGCAGCAGCGUCUGCAGCAGCAACAGCAGCAGCAGCAGCAGCAGAGGUGUGAGCAAGCGUCACAGCCCCUGUCACCGGAGGCCAGAAAUCAGCGCUCUCGAGGAAGCACAGGCUCGGUGGGCACAGGUACGGGCGGUGAAGGCUCGGCGCGCUCAGGCUCGGCAGGCACAGGCAUGGGUGGUGCAGGCUCGGCAGGCGGUCCAGCAACUAGCAGCAGUGGGCAAGUGGGUGGGGAAGAUGGCACCGAAGGCAUGCGAGGCAUGCAAGGCAUGGAAGAAAUGGAGGGCACGGGUCAGUGGCAGUCUGAUGAAGACCUUGGGGAAGCGGCGCCUGCACAACAGCCAGAGUGGGGUUCAGAUGCCCUGGAUAAUCCCAAGGGUCGAGAGCGCGGUACUAUGCAAGACGAAUGUGGCACGGACGACGAGUGGUUGCCUCGGUGCCAAGGCGUGAGGACAGGUUCGGUGCCGAACAAGAGGAUCAAGAGCCGGAGCAUGGCGGAGCGGCGCAGGAGGGAGAGGAUCAGUGAGGGGCUGCAGAGGCUGAGGGCGAAGGUGAGGGGGCGAGGCGACACGUGUGCGAUGCUGGAUAGAGCAGUGGGGUAUGUAGAUGCAUUGGAGCGACGGGUGGUGGAGUUAGAGAGGGUUGUUAUGGCAGCUGCUGGGUCUGGGAGAAACGUUUUCCCCGGUAAUGCAUUUGCCGGUGGUUUUGCUGGUCGUGGUUUUGCCGGUAACGUUUUUGCUAAUAAUGCCGCGGUGCUGACGACGAUACCGGCUGCGAUGACAUCCGUCCCGACUGGCCUUGGGGGUGACGCUGUUGCUGGCUGGCCUUGGGAGUGA
This is a messenger RNA of Closterium sp. Naga37s-1, 2157 nucleotides long. The record is from the annotation of a GenBank genome assembly. Lineage: Eukaryota; Viridiplantae; Streptophyta; Zygnematophyceae; Desmidiales; Closteriaceae.